Penicillium longicatenatum is the source of this 2094-nucleotide messenger RNA. RefSeq lists its product as uncharacterized. NCBI's taxonomy places the organism in Eukaryota, Fungi, Ascomycota, Eurotiomycetes, Eurotiales, Aspergillaceae. Gene Ontology annotation, biological process: DNA-templated transcription; regulation of DNA-templated transcription. The record is from RefSeq and is a predicted model, not a curated record. Gene Ontology annotation, molecular function: DNA binding; zinc ion binding; DNA-binding transcription factor activity, RNA polymerase II-specific. The transcript has 6 exons. Bases 1 to 2094 code for a protein of 697 amino acids.
AUGUCUGAAGAAUCUAGGCAUAACGGCGAAUCACGUAUUGCCAAGCGCAAGCGCGAAUCCACUGGUCCGAGGAGACGCACGUCUCUGGCGUGUGAUAUCUGCCGGAAGCAAAAAGAGAAAUGUGAAGGUGGCCAACCGUGCUGGCGAUGCCAGCGGUUAGAUCGAACAUGCCAGUUUACAUCUCAGCCGGCUCCUCAAAGGCCUAGUUGCUCAUUACGAGAAGACAUCAGUUCACCAACCUCGAAUCAAUAUCAGCAAAAUUUGGAAGUUAUUGUACGACACUUUCUCGGGGACGUGUCUCUGGAUGAAGAAAAUGUUGCACGAAUUGCAGCAAAGUGCACGACAGAAAACAAGGAGAUGGAGACAUCAGGGGUGGAUGAACCACAAUAUAUGCAUUUUGUGUCGAGUAAUGUUGCAUUCUACUCAGGGGAAUUUUCGCACUGGAACUUCUCCGAGAAGUUGCGUCGCACCAUGAGGUGUCGGGAUGCGUCCGAUUCAAUUGUCAAAGAAUACUGGCGAGCUACACAUCUUCAGUCCUCCACACAUACCGCUGCCGAGGCAAUAACUCAUUUACCACCGAGAACCAUUGCUGAAUUUCUAGUUGCUGUGUUCUUCAAGUACACUGAAGUCAAUUCUUUCUACGUUGAGAAAGAAUGGAUGCAUGAAAAGCUUCAACUGUGUUACGACCCCUUCGCACAGUUGACAGCCGCUGAUAUCCCUUGGAUCUGUUCGGUCUUUGCUGUGUUAGCAAUCGGCACGCAAUUUGCGCAUAUGGAAGAAGACAGAGCGAAUCCAGAUUCCAGUCUAUCAGAAGAGAUAGCCUUCUGCUCGGAGCAUUCUGUUGGACUUGGCUUUUUCAAUGUGGCAUGCAAACUGGGUCACGAUGUAAUCCUAGCAGCCUCGUAUGAAAGUGUGCAAGCUUUCCUCCUUCUCGCAGUUUAUGCCCUGCCAGUCUCAUGCGGUGGGCUCUCAUACACAUAUUUUGGGUUGGCUAUGAAAAUGGCGAUUCAAAAUGGAAUGCAUCGAAGAUAUGUUGGUGGGGAAUGCGAUCGCAGGACUCUUGAAUUAAGGAACCGCCUUUUUUGGACUGUCUAUACCCUUGAAAGACGAACUGCAAUCAUGCAUGGGCGACCUAACUCUAUCGCACGGUCCGAAGUCAAUACCGAUUUGCCAACAGAUUGUCCGACGUUUGACUCGCCAAAUUUCGCCUGUAUGAUGACUUUCAUUGAUAUGGUCUCUUGGACAGGAGAGGUAGCCGACACACUGGCAAAAUUCAAACGAUGUCCAAAAAGACUGCUUUCAGGGUAUUUAGGUCAGCUUAUGCAACUAAGGUCUAAAAUUCGACAAUGGUGGAGCUCUCGUUCAUCCAAAUUUCAGGAACAAGAUACUGCUCCACAAGGAUCCUUAUUUCGACAAAAUUGCCAUAUGAAGCUGUGCUACCUUUUAAUUUACGUAUACAUGGGCCGGCCUUUCAUCUUCGAUACUCGAAGCAAAGAGGAACUACCAGAGAAUCAGAAUGUCGGCAAAGCCCAGCGAUCAGAGCUAGUUAAUGAUUGCGUACAAAGCGCCUUGGAAAUCAUCGAAGUACUACAACACCUUGCAGAGAAUUUUGGCUUAUGUCGUGCCUCUUACACCGAGUUUAGCUCAUGCAGAGCAGCUCUCCUCGUGAUACUUGCCGAGAGCUUACAUUCAGGAAGAACUGCGAGGUUGCAGGAAAUUUUGAAUCGCGGUAUGAGUCUCAUUCGUCAAAUGACCGGUGGAACAUCCACACAAUCCGAAAUUUCAUACAUCGAGUCAAUCCAAGCGGCGAUUGACCAAUGGUCGUCAAAUGAGAAAUUUUGUGACCAGAAUGCAAGCGCAGGACACAGCUCCACGUCCGCUUACGCGACAUUCAAAGACUGGACACAGUCGAUGAAGAAAAGCCAGAAUAUUGGUGGCACGAUGGAAUUAUCUUCAUUUAGUCCUAUUUCACACCUGACAUCCAGUGCUGAGAGUGCAUUUAAUCCAGAUAUGAACGACUUGACAGAUCUUCUUGAUCAAGACUGGGCAACAAGUGAAUUGGGUCUGGAUCCAGAGGUUUUCUUGACUUCCUAG